CUGGGAUCUUAGCUUCUGUCAUCUCAUCUACCACACUGCAUUUUUGUUUAUGGUCAUGAAUCAUGAUCAGUGUUUUUUUGGCCAUCUUUUGUUAAUUAUUAUGUCAUUAAUUUAGUUUUUAAAUUUUUUGAGCAUUUACGCGUAUAUAGCAUAAAUUAUUUAAUCCGUAGAUAAAUUUUCCGACUACUAGCCAUUCCACUUUAUCGUUUUCGGGACGGUCUGAAUUGACCGGGCUAACCAUUUUAGAGUGGAUGUGUCAGGGAAGUAAUAGAAUCAAAUUUUCACCAUUGAUGGACUCAACUUGUGUUCAUAAUCCAACGCAGUUUUGCAUCAGACUAUUUUUAUCUGCAUUUGAACUGAAGAAUUGUUUACUGUUUUCGGUGUUUGAUUUUCUAUCUUCCUUUCUUCUGUGUUUCCUUUAAAUAUGGGUGGGGUUUAUUUUAGGCUCUGCUAAUGUCAAUGGCUGAUUUGGAGGGCGUAGAAGGUUACAUGCCUUCUGCAGAAUAUGUGGAAGACAGUAAUGAAGCUCUCAUUAACUUGACUGACUCAACUGAACUUUUGUUUCUUAAGCUGCCUUCUUCCAAUGAUUUUUUAUCUGACAUAAAUGGACAGAAAUUGUUUCUCACACUUAACAAUGGUGGUAAGCUAGCCAGCUUUGAGGGUUCAUCAGGUAAGGUAUAUGAUUUUGUAAACUUUUUUGCUCAGAAGCCAGAUGAAACAGUUUUUGUUUCCUCUACAGAACCAACAAUUGCAAAGAUUUCAAUGCGAGUUUCAACCAUCCAUUACCCUGAUCCUAAAGAACUUGAGAACCUCAAUUCAAUCAACGCAAGACAUGCACAUCGAAAUUCUUCUGGAAUCACUGGGACAACUUCAUCUCGGUACUUUCCUAUGCAAAGUGGUGGACGUGCAGCUUCAUCAAAAGGUAGCAGACAGAGAAGCUCCUUGUCUGGAGUUACUGAGCCAUCUAGUAUUUCGAAAAAAGGACACGUGUCUAAAUCUAAAUUCAACUUGUCUGAGUCCUCACAUGGUCACAGCACUGGCAUUUCCUCUAUGUCCGUAGACAAUUCUCAUGAAGGAAAACCAAAGAGAAGAAAACACACGGAAUAAUGUUUCCUAUACCCGCCAUGGCCUUUAAUAGUGUAAUUUUUAAAAUUAACAUUAUCCCGGGCCUAACUAUAUAGGAAAGAAUAGGGCAACACUUUUAUGUUGCAAAAGGAUGAUAAAUAUUUGUAUUUUCUUUGUAUUUUUCAAAUUGUCAUUUACUUCAGUUGCACAAUGCUCACUGAUUUAAGGACCCUUUCUUUUCUCA
Vigna umbellata (rice bean) is the source of this 1309-nucleotide messenger RNA. RefSeq lists its product as uncharacterized. The record is from RefSeq and is a predicted model, not a curated record. NCBI's taxonomy places the organism in Eukaryota, Viridiplantae, Streptophyta, Magnoliopsida, Fabales, Fabaceae.